AUGAAUUGGCCAUCAUUAGGUGAUGAACCGUUGAAUGAAUAUAGUACACCCUUUCUUGCAACAAUGGCCUUUCCCUCAUUAUUUCCAGAUAGUAGAGGUGAUCCCACCAAUCCAUGUUUAUUGCAUAACGUUACCUUUAGUAGUAAGGUACAACAUCUUAUUAAAUUUGCUGAGAAAAAUGACAAUAAGUGGGUUUACCGAUUUGCAUCACACCCACGAUUUUCAUAUUGGGCUCUUGAUAUGAUACAAAGAAGACGAGCUCUACAGCAAUCAGCAAUUUUUCUUAAGCAGAAUCCCGCCGAGGCACAUCUUACAAUUGAUCAACUAAAAGACAUGGCAAAUGCAAAUGAUUCAUACACGUUUAUGUCAAAACUUUCAAGAUAUGUUGGUAAUGUAACAGGUAGUCCUUCUUAUUGGUUCAAAAUUCGUGAAGAUCUAAAAGCAAUUAUUUCCCAGAAAGGAGCUCCAACCAUAUUUUUCACAUUUUCAGCAGCAGACUUACAUGGCCUGAACUCCAUUCAUUAUUUUAUAUACAUCCUCAUGAUAUGUCCUCAAAAGAAAAAAUGGAAAAUGUGCAUAACUAUCCACACCUUGUAG
Paramuricea clavata is the source of this 597-nucleotide messenger RNA. Lineage: Eukaryota; Metazoa; Cnidaria; Anthozoa; Malacalcyonacea; Plexauridae. The record is from the annotation of a GenBank genome assembly.